Rhincodon typus (whale shark) is the source of this 4841-nucleotide messenger RNA. RefSeq lists its product as uncharacterized. The transcript is spliced from 10 exons. Lineage: Eukaryota; Metazoa; Chordata; Chondrichthyes; Orectolobiformes; Rhincodontidae. Gene Ontology annotation, molecular function: zinc ion binding. Bases 773 to 2779 code for a protein of 668 amino acids. The record is from RefSeq and is a predicted model, not a curated record.
CCGGCGGCCGGCCGUGGUGGAGGGCGCUUGAAUUAUUUCUGGGGAGUGGGAGGCCUCUCCCCAGACUCCAUAUGGAAGAAAGAGAACCCAAGGGCGGGAUGUGAUGCUGUAGUUUCGAAAAUGCUUUUGAACAAGUCUUGCUGCGGUGCAUGCUGUAGAUCGUAUAUGUUGCUGUCACUGUGCAUCAAUGAUAAAGACACUGAAUGUCGAAGAUAAUGGAUGGGGUGCCAAUCAAGCAGGCAGCUUUGUGCUGAAUGUUGCUGAGCUUUUUGAGUGUUAUUGGAGCUGCACUCAUUCAAACAAUUGGGGAACGUUCCAUCACACUCCUGACUGCAGAUGAUGAACAGGCUUUGGGGAGUCAUUAAGAAGUGGCUGAAAAUGGUUUGACCUUGGACACUAUCCUGAUAUCAGUACUUAGGGUGCUAUGGCACAGCGGUAGUGGCUCUGCCUCUGAGCCGGGAGGCCCGAUCCAACUUACAUCUGCUCCAGAAGUUUGUAAUAACAUCUGUCUGAAUGGGUUGAUAAGAAAAUCAAUAUCCCUCCUUUAGGGCUGUGUGCAUUGCUGGCAAGUACAGCAUCCAACCUAAAGUGCCCGGAACUGGGUAACCUGUGAGAAAUCUCACUUGGCGCAUCUUUAGUGCUGAUGGCUGUUGAAUUAUGUGGCAGAGGUCACUGACUGCCUGACCAGACCAACCAAACCUACUUGCAGCUGCUACAUUGAUAAGGUCCCACUCCCCAUUUGGGUCGUCCCGGUUGUGGGAAACGUACAGUUAUGUCCCAGGCGGUGGGCUUUCGAGUGGGUGCGGAGUUCUCAUCGUACAGCGAGCUGCACCGUGAGUUCCGGCGCUACCAGAGGGAUUGUGCCGUGCAGCUGUGGACCAGGCACUCUCGCACCAUCGAGGCCCAGAGGCGGAGGGCACCCAAACGGCCCAUGAACGACGCACUCAAGUUCGCCGAGAUCGACUACGCUUGCAUCCACGGGGGCAAACUCUUCAGGGCCAAAGGGACCGGAAAGCGGACAAACCAAAGAACCAACAAGACCAAGUGUCCCUGUGUUAUUAAAGUUCGCCUGUCUCCGGAUGGAGACAAGUUUGUGGUGAAAGAGAUGAUUGAAUCACAUAACCACACAGUACAAGAGGCUGAGCGGGAACGCUUCCCACGACAAAGGCGCUUUGACAGUGCAGUACAGAGGAGUAGAGCAGAUAUUAAGGAGAACCUGGUGGUUGCAGCAGAUCAGGGAAUCCACCGCGACGAUAGCUGCAGAGACAAAUGGAGCGCGUGCAAGACAAACCGGACUGACCUGGAGAAGAUGGUGCCCCCGCUAGCAGCUGCCAAGGAUGCCACUGUGGUCGUGGUGGUCAGCAAGGCGAACGUGCUGCAGGCCAUCUACUUCCAGGACAGCAGCAUGAAGCAGACCUUCGAGAGAUAUCCCGAGGUGCUACUGUUGGACGUCACGUACAAGUGGGACGGCCUGCGGCUGCCCACCUUCCUGCUGCUGGUGAUUGAUGGCAAUGGCGAGAGCGAGCUGGUCUGCAUGUGGUUCGUCCAGAACGAGGAACACGAGACCAUCAAGCAGCUACUGCACAUCUUCAAGCAGAAAAACCCGGCGGCAGAGAGGAUCCAGACAGUCAUGUGCAGCGGAAAGCCCAACCGGGGCGAAGUCAUCUCCGAGGUGCUGCCGCACUGCAAGCCGCUCACCUGCCUCUUCCAUACCCUGCGUACCUUCCAGGCAGACGUCACCACUGACAAGCUGCAAGUGACGGUUGGACAGCGGAACCUGCUGCUGGAGAUCCUGCACAACAUGUGCUACGCGGCGUCGGCCGAGGAGUACGACCUGCUGUACCACCAGCUGCUGGACACCAACGCGCAGCGGGCGAUCGACUACUUCCACCGGCAGUGGCACGGCAGCCGCGGGCAGUGGGUGGAGAGCUUCAAGCACGAGGGCGAGACCUACCUGACCAGCACCGUCAAGCGGGCGGAGCUGCUGAGCCAGCAGCUGCAGGCGCGCCUGGGCAAGACCGCUGACUCGGCCGGCUUCGCGCAGGAGCUGCUGAAGGCCGUCGACAGCCUGCGGGCCGACAGCGACUGCCGGGCCGCACGCACGCUGCAGGAGAGGCCGCCGGUGGGCACGGACUCCGGCCCGGCCGCCUCGGCUUACCGGGAGCUGCUGACCGGCUACGCCUUCUCGCGGGUGCGCCGAGAGCUGGAGGAGGCCGAGUGGGUGAGCUUCCUGAGCGCCGAAGCCGAGCGGGCCCGGCCAGCUUGCCGCCGGCGGGCGUUGCUCACCGAGACCGGCAGCUGCCAGUGCGCCUUCCGCACCGCCAUGAAGCUGCCGUGCCGCCACCUGCUGGCCCUGCGCCGGCUGCGGGGCCACGGACUUUUUGACCCGGCGCUCUGCUCGGCGCGAUGGACCCGCCAGCACUACCUGAGGGACCACCCGCUGCUCCUCCUGCAGGACCCGGGACCCGUCCCCGUCCAGCCUACGGCUCCUGUACCCACGUUGCCGAGAGAGCAGACCACAACAACAACAACAACAGCGGCGCAGCAGGAGGAGCGGUACAGCCAGGCGUUCCGGGUCUCUCAGAAACUCUCGCUGCUCGCUGCCGGCUGCCCCGCCGACGAGUUCGACAACUGCUUGGCCGUCAUGACCGCCGUCACCAACAUCUGGGCCAGGGGUGGCCAAGUGCGGGUCACCGAGAUGAACGUGACUCAUCCAGAAGAGAGAUCACCAACACCCAACAACAUGCCAGUUGAGGUUGACAAUACAAAUCAGAACUGAUCGUAAACCCAGCCCAUGUAGGACAAGAGAAACUCUUCACGUUCACCAGGAUGGAUUGCCCUUACUCGGAUCCAGCUUCAGAAUGUGUACAGAUGUAUCAGAUACAUAUACUCACCCGCAGACACACUCACCCGUGAUCACCACUGCACACGAGCUAGCUCACUGGGCCUUUGGUUUGACUGUGAAGUUAAUUCAUUUGUAGGCCUGAAGGUCAGUUGAAUUAAGCAUGCUGUGAACAAGCAAGAGAUUUUGUGGCGAUCCUGGUGAAACCUGCCAAGAUUUGUGAAGGGAAUUGCCAGUUUGUUCCCAUUGGUAAGGUGUUUAACUCCCAAAGGAUGAGAGUCUAAAUGUAACGUGAGAGGAAGGAGACGAGAGCAGCGUAUUUUUAAUCCCCAAAAAGCAGCAUUUGCAGAGCGAGUGGGCAGAGAGCCUUGUUGAAGUUGACAGUGUUCCUAUACCAUUGGUAAGUUUCUGACAAGAGCAUUGAUGGGCAAGAUAGAUUUGUCCAAACUGUUUCACAGGUACUAACACUUCCUUAUUUCUAGUCACAAGCACCUAUCAUCGCUAAGUGGCCUGGAUACACGUCUGGAUGGAUGAAUGGAGAGGGUGCCAUCUGAUAAUGCCUGUGACUGAAGCAGGAACAGUAUAAAGCCAUUCAGCCCCUCAUGAGAUCAGCAGGGAUUGUUGGGCAGUGAGGUAACUGAUUUCUUCCUACCCUCAUGCCAGCCUGUCGUUACUUACAAAUGAUUAAACCACUCCCCAAAAGAAAAAGUGGGUUUACUGGUUAAAGACAACCCAUUUAUUGCAAGGCCAUAAAUGGAGUUUGGGACUUUCCUGAUCAGUAGGGAUCAUGCAAUAUUCUUUGCAGUGACCUUAUCAGGUCAGUAUGAGAAAUCAGAGGUUUAAAACAUCCUUUAGGUAAAAACUGAAAAGUUAGGAGGCAUGCAGUGCCUGUAAAGAGCAGAGAGAUUAUGGCAGUUAGCCCUUGUUUAACCCUUCAUCGCAUUCGACAGAUUCUUUCUCAAUUGGGAUCAAUAGAAACUAUUUUAUAAAAUUACUUAAGAAUGGACACUCAAGUUCGGUGUCAACUCAGUUUACAGUAUGUUCAAUUCUCGGUCAAGGAUUGAGGAUUCCGACUUCACUGCUAAAUCGGAUUACAGAUUCCCAACCAUCACUUGUGCCUGUCCUAAGGGGACAAACACUGCAUUGUUUGCUCUCUCGCUCCCCACUCUCUCUCAUUCACUCUCUCCCUCCCUGUCUCUCACUCACUCAUCCCCUCUCGAUCUCUCCAUCCCUUUGAUCUUUCUCUCUCUGUCGCUUCCAUCUUCUUUUCUCUUGCUUCCUUUCUCCCUUGUGCAGUCUCUCCCUUCCCUCAUACCUUCAUACUCCUUUUCUACUUUCUCGUUCUCCCUUUCUUCACUUUCAAUUUCUGACCUAAAGGCAGAAAGUGUUGGGGAAAUUCAACAGGCUUGGUAGCAUCUGUAGAGAAAGAGAGAAACAGUUAACGUUUUGAAUCCAAUAUGACUCUUCUUCAGAACUCAGUUCUUCAGAGUGUGUUACAAAGGAGAUCAUUGGACUCCAAAUGUUAACUCUAUUUCUCUCCUCACAUGCUGUCAAACCUGCUGAGUUUCUCCAGCACCUUCUGUUUUAAUUUCAGCUCUGCAUCUGCAUUAUUUUUGCUUUUAUCUUCAGCUGACCAGUUCUUCUGAAUUUCUGGCAUUCUCUGUGCCUUCAUUUGCCUUCAUUGCUUUUCUUGCCAGGCAGUUGAGUCUAAAUUGUUGAGAUUUUUCUCAGAUCUCUGUGCAAUGGCUAGUUCUUGCUGAUCAAUGUACCUGAUUGAUUCUCACGUGAAUAAAAUUUUGAAUAAUACAUAAGGUCUUUUUGGAUCCACAAGCAUUUUUCCAACAAUGUUGAGAUAGCUCUACGUAUACCACCGUUAGAAUUAACUUCUUUAGUGUGUGAAAGGUCCGAUGUGAUUGUGAAUUGAUCACACUUUUUAACAAUGUAGUGAAGCUCAUCUAGAGAGUGCUUUCUGUACAAUAAAGGCUCCUUUUCUUUUCAA